This is a messenger RNA of Oncorhynchus nerka (sockeye salmon), 620 nucleotides long. Its product is annotated as sodium/hydrogen exchanger 9B2-like. Bases 66 to 302 code for a protein of 78 amino acids. NCBI's taxonomy places the organism in Eukaryota, Metazoa, Chordata, Actinopteri, Salmoniformes, Salmonidae. The record is from RefSeq and is a predicted model, not a curated record. The transcript is spliced from 2 exons.
GUAUCUAAAUCAUUCUAACUGGUUCUGUUGGGUUCUAGGCAGCGAUAGGUUCUAAAGCCUUGGACAUGGCCCGUGUGUCGGGGGAUGAGGUUCUGGUGAAGUACGGUCUGGAUGUUCUGACUGUGGCUGUUCUGGCCAUCCUCACUACAGCACCUAUAGGAGCCCUGGGGAUCGGCCUGGCAGGGCCCAGACUGCUGACCAGACACCCGGAGGACACACACGCAGACAGGAAAGAGGGUGACUUGGAGGCAGACACGGAGACGCCGCAGAAAGACAUGGUGACCUUCGAGAGCAAAUUAUAACGAGAGGAGAGGAGAGGAGAGGAGAGGAGAGGAGAGGAGAGGAGAGGAGAGGAGAGGAGAGGAGAGGAGAAAGGGACAGGACUUGGGGAGGGGAGGGGAGGAGAUGGAAGGGGAAGGAAAGGGAAGGGACGAUAAGGAGAGGAGGCAUUUAGAUAAUUGAAAUUCACCAGAAUUUAAUAAUGACAGUUUCGCUGAUAUAGAUGGCUGUAUUUACUGUCUUUACAUUAAUGGUUUUAAAACAUUGUUUUGUUUUAUUGUUGUUUCACAGAAGUAUUCAUCUUGUAUGAAAUGUAGAAUAAAAAAAACACAAUUUGUAAA